CCAAAGGGAAACAACGUUUGCUAUUAUCGGCGUUCGUUGUGUCUCUCUGUCUCAUCUCAUCAUCAUUCAACAACGUUCCCUCCAACACGUUCAUUCUUCAUUCUUCCUCCUUCCUUCAAACCCUUUCUUUCACCCACUUUGCAUUUCAAUUCUAAUUCAUCAAAAUUGCUGUUACUUUCCACAAAGGUAUUCAUUCAUUCAUUGCUUUUAUGCGGGAUCACGCGAAUAAUAAUAAUAUACCAUUAUUAUUAUUAUUAUUAUUCUUCUUUUAUUGUUGUCUUCAUCAUCACCAUCAUUGAUAUUUAUAGAGGCAUUAGCAUUGGUGGGUUUGGACGUAGAAUGGGAACGGCAAGGUGGGCUAAGAGGAUGGGAAGGAUUUCAAGGAUUGGCAGUUUUGCAAUUGCUUCUUCCAUUAAUGAUAACCAGCAACAACCUUGCAUUACCUGCACUACUUUUAAUAUUCUUGCUCCUAUUUACAAGCGAAUUGACCAUGAGGACCCUAGUUGCCGCGAGAGCGAUUGUAAAGCGUAUUGGAUGGCCAGGAAUCAUAGGAUUUUGGAUUGGUUGUUGAAUGAGAGAUCUUCUAUUAUCUGUCUUCAGGAGUUUUGGGUUGGAAACGAAGAGCUUGUUAAUUUGUAUGAGAAGAGGCUUGGCGAUGCUGGCUAUGUUAGUUUCAAGCUUGGAAGGACCAACAACCGUGGGGAUGGUCUUCUGAUAGCUGUGCAAAAGGAAUACUUCAAUAUUCUUAAUUAUAAGGAGCUGCAUUUCAAUGACUGUGGUGAUCGUGUAGCUCAGCUGUUACAUGUUGAACUGGCUUUUCCAUUUUCACAGUGGCGAAGCAGUGAAAUUAGGCAGGAAAUUCUGAUUGUUAACACUCACCUGCUAUUUCCCCAUGAUUCUACUCUAGCCCUUGUACGACUGAACCAGGUCUACAAGAUUCUUCAAUAUGUAGAGUCGUAUCAGAAUGAUUUCCAACUCAAGCCAAUGCCAAUCAUGCUAUGCGGUGACUGGAAUGGAAGCAAACGUGGACAUGUUUACAAGUUCCUGAGGUCUCAGGGUUUUGUAUCAUCUUAUGAUACUGCACAUCAGUACACUGAUGCAGAAGCUGACAAGUGGGUUAGUCACCGCAAUCAUCGGGGAAAUAUAUGUGCUGUUGAUUUUAUUUGGCUUCUGAAUCCGGACAAGUAUCGAAAACUGCUCAAAGCAAGUUGGAGUGAAGCAGUGUUUGGCAUGUUCAAGUAUCUAUUGCGGAGAGCUUCACUGACAGAGAGUGAUGCAUUUGCUUUUCUAAAGGGCGAUAAUGAAGAUUGUAUUACUUAUGCUGGUUUCUGUGAAGCACUUCGAGAGCUCAAUUUAACAGGUCAUUGCCAUGGGUUAUGUGAGCAAGAGAUUAAAGACUUGUGGGUCCAAGCAGACAUAGAUGGAAAUGGUGUUCUUGAUUACAAAGAAUUUCUGCAGCAAAUCUGGAAUUCAGCAGUUUCAGAUCAGAGAGAUGACAACAAGAACGCGGAACAUUAUGAUGUUCAGGAACAAACAAUUGGUUUCAGUGUAAAAAAUGCGGUGUUGUUCCCUCCGGAGGUGGAGAAAGGUAGAUGGCCUGAAGACUACUCCCUAUCGGAUCACGCGCGACUCACUGUAGUGUUCUCACCAAUAAGAAUGCCAUGCUCCCAGUUGAUUUGCUAACAAUGCUUGUGGAGCACUCUAGCUUAGGAUUUAGAAUUAAGAUUUCUGUACAUAACAUGCCACACAGUUAGGAAUGGGUGAAGCAGUGGAACCGAGUGAGGAAAAGGAACUUGGAGUUCUUUUCUGGAUAAGGUUUUAACCAACUGUGUUGUGAUCACUGCGUUAUCAUUGGCCUCACACUCUCGAUAAGGCAUAGCUAGCACAAGCAAAAUGAAGUUAAUAUUUAUGCAGUGAGCAACACUAUCAUCAAGUAAUUUGUUUUCCCCAUUUUUUCUGCUCUGUAUAGUUGUUUUUUAUUUAUAGGUCAUAGGCAUCAACCUUUUUGUAGCUUGGUAAGAUGCACCCUCUAGCUAGAGCUAUUCUUGAAGUAGAGAAGAGUUCAGACACACUUGUAACAUAUUUUGCUCUUGAUAGAGUUGUGACUAACUCAAAUUGUACAUAGCUUUGAUAAACUAGUUUCUCUUUGGAACUCA
Messenger RNA from Lotus japonicus, 2156 nucleotides. RefSeq lists its product as uncharacterized. Bases 340 to 1683 code for a protein of 447 amino acids. NCBI's taxonomy places the organism in Eukaryota, Viridiplantae, Streptophyta, Magnoliopsida, Fabales, Fabaceae. The record is from RefSeq and is a predicted model, not a curated record. Gene Ontology annotation, molecular function: calcium ion binding; 3'-5'-RNA exonuclease activity. The transcript is spliced from 11 exons.